Cucumis melo (muskmelon) is the source of this 2000-nucleotide messenger RNA. RefSeq names its product ethylene-responsive transcription factor ERF054. Gene Ontology annotation, biological process: regulation of DNA-templated transcription. The coding region runs from base 368 to 1561 and encodes 397 amino acids. Lineage: Eukaryota; Viridiplantae; Streptophyta; Magnoliopsida; Cucurbitales; Cucurbitaceae. Gene Ontology annotation, molecular function: DNA-binding transcription factor activity; DNA binding. The transcript has a single exon. The record is from RefSeq and is a predicted model, not a curated record.
AAUCUUUUUCUCUUCUCUCAAUUCAAACUUAUAAACUUAACUCUUCCUCUUUCUUCUUCCUCUCACAAAACUCCCAAAUCCUUCCUUUUCUUUUUUUUCUUUUUCUCUUUCAAUUCAACACCCCGCCGCAUCCUCCCCCGUCCACUCACCGCAUCUUCGCCGCUCCCUCCCUCCAUCUAAUGGGUUCCUUAUCCGACUCUGUUUUUUCUUCAAUCGGAUAAAACCCUGUUUCAAUCCCAAUUCCAUCCACUUCAUUCUUAAAUUCUCUUCCACGCUUUGUUCCUUGAAUUUUUCCAAUCUGUUUUUAUUGAUAUUUUGCGAGCGAGAGGUGUUAGUUUAGUUAUUAUUAAGUUCUCUGUUUCUAUCCAUGGCGGCGGAGGAUAAGAGAACAGGGAAACUGAAGAUGGUUAUCGAUGCAAAGAAUCCAGAGAAGAAGAUUGAGAAAGGGAAAAACGUUGCAGCAGUUAGCUUGGAGAGGCAACAAUGGAAGCCAGUUUUAGAUGAUGCUUUCUUGUCUAGAAGACCUCUCAAGAAAAUCUGCAGUUCAAAUUUUCAUAACCCAUUUCUUCAUUCCCCUGUUUCUCUUUCUCCCCCUUCUUCUAAAAUCCAAUUUCCUUUCGAUUUCGAAGCAUCUCAACAAUCAUCAAUAACAACAACAACAACAACACAGUUCAAUUCUCAACAUCCGAUUUCUUCCUCCUCUUCUUCUUCCUCUCCCUUUACGUCGUUCGGGUCUCCGGAGCAACAGAUGAUUUCUUUUAGUUCCAACCAACAACAGGGAUUUGGCUUUCCGCCAUACUUCGUCAACGGCGACCCGGUGGCAUCGCAGCAGAGACUUUUCAAGUACUGUAGCGAUGCGUUUCAUUUGAGUCCAAGAGGAAGAGCUAUGAUGAUGAGUAGAUUCGGCCCGGAUGGAGGUAAUUUGUUUCGGCCGCCAUUGCAGCCCAUAAGUGCCACUAAGCUUUACAGAGGAGUUCGACAGCGGCAUUGGGGGAAAUGGGUGGCUGAAAUUCGUCUCCCUCGUAACCGAACUCGUCUUUGGCUCGGCACUUUCGACACCGCCGAAGACGCUGCCAUGGCUUACGAUCGCGAAGCCUUCAAAUUACGAGGCGAAAAUGCUCGACUCAAUUUCCCUGAUCGUUUCAUCAAGAAAGACAUUCCAAAAACAGAGGCGGAAACAGAGCUUACAAUUCCAAUAACAGAGGAAGCUCAUCCAGAAAGCGUUAUCGUUCUUCAGCCGCCAGAAGAAGAAAAACCAAAUAACGACUUGACGGAGAGCGGCAGCUGCGCAUCUGAGCAGACAGAGAUGGUAUGGGGAGAAAUGGAAGAGGCUUGGUUUAAUGCGAUUCCGGCCGGUUGGGGUCCAGGAAGCGCUGUUUGGGAUAAUCUAGACCCAACAAACAAUUUAGUUCUUCAAUCACAAAUCCCAUUUGGUUCUUCAAAUGAGCAUCAGAUGAACGAAUCCAACGACAAUCAGAACAAGAUUGAAACUUCUGAAUCGGCUUCGUCUUCGUCUACGUCUGCUCCGAUGAAGCUUUUCUUAUGGAAAGAUCAAGAUUGAAAAUUUAGAUUUCUUUUCUUCUUUUUUUUUUUUUUUUUUACUGAAUUUUUACUCCAUUGGAUGAUUCGGUGAUAGCAGUAGUCCGAUUUUGGUCGAAUGUUUUUGGAAGACCAAUCCAAUGGUUUUAGUUUUAGGCAUCAUAAAGAUGGAAUUUCUUUGAUGAAAUUCUUGAUUUUUAUGUUUAUUGUGAAGAAGAACCAUGGAAGGAAGGGAUUUGAGACGUGUUUUUUGAUCUCUUUCCCCUCCUUAGUUUGGUGCGUCAUUGUUGCCAUUAAAGCCAUUGUUUUUAGGCUUUCAUGGCGGUUUUUUAGUUUUGUCUUUGUAUUUUAUGUUCCCUUUUCCUCUCUCUUUCAUAUUCCAUUUUUAGGGUUUGCUUUUGCCUUUUAUGUAUUAUGUAAUUUAGAUCUUUCUUUUUUAAUAACCAUUUUUUUUAGGUCAA